AUGGAAGAAAUACAUAUAAGCUCUUCCAUUUUGCAAGAUAGUGAUUCAGCUCCCCCAAACCAUUUUCAGCAUGCUCAACAGCAAGAGCAACCAUCAUGGAAGAAAUUGCUAUACUUGCAACAACCAUUUCCAGACAAUUACACUGAUCAAUCUUUUCUAUCUCAAUUGAAGAGAAACACAACUGUUGCCAAAUAUUCCUACAAAAAUUUGGUACAGGCGUUUUCAUUUAUUGUUUUCUAUAUCUCGUGCAUCCUUUUAGUUAUUUUGAUGUUUAUUGGAAUAUAUGAGAAGCAAUGGGACCCCAUAAUACCCACAUUAAUUAGCACCGGUAUUUCCCUAGUCGGUUUUUUCAGUUUAAAGAAUCUAUCAAUGAACAUGAGGUCGUUGAUGGUAAUUACAUUUAUACUCCUUAUUGUGUCUCCAAUAUUGAAAUCGCUAACAAAAUCCACUUCAUCGGACUCAAUUUGGGCAAUUUCCUGCGUGUUGUGUUUAGCAAACUCGAUAUUUCAUGACUAUUCAAUGAAAGUGAGUUAUCGUCCAAUAGUUUCCACAAACAUAUCUUUAUCAAACGCUAUUGUGUUGGCGUCUAGAUUGAGCACGACAUUAGACGUAUUUUUGUUUGUGUUGUUCGCUAUUGAAGUUAAUAUACUACUACCGUUAUUUGAUGCAAAGAUCCGACUCCUGGGUCUAGAAACUAUUCAUUGGCCAAUAGCAUUUCUAACUUUUAAUUUGACCAGUUAUUUGAUGUAUAUUUUGUUAAACUAUAAGUUUUUGGUUUACUGGAUUUUGUCUGUUUUUGUGAUGGUGGUCAUCAUGCCUAUAUAUUUCUUGUCCUUGCAGAGGUAUAAAAACGAGAUACAAGGACCAUGGGAUGUGGCGAAACCAAAGUUAAUGAAGUCAAGUAUACAAAGCUGA
Messenger RNA from Candida albicans SC5314, 915 nucleotides. RefSeq names its product phosphatidylinositol N-acetylglucosaminyltransferase (gene GPI2). The transcript has a single exon. Gene Ontology annotation, cellular component: glycosylphosphatidylinositol-N-acetylglucosaminyltransferase (GPI-GnT) complex; membrane. The record is from RefSeq and is a predicted model, not a curated record. NCBI's taxonomy places the organism in Eukaryota, Fungi, Ascomycota, Pichiomycetes, Serinales, Debaryomycetaceae. Bases 1 to 915 code for a protein of 304 amino acids. Gene Ontology annotation, biological process: GPI anchor biosynthetic process.